This is a messenger RNA of Endocarpon pusillum Z07020, 1431 nucleotides long. RefSeq lists its product as uncharacterized. Bases 1 to 1431 code for a protein of 476 amino acids. Gene Ontology annotation, molecular function: protein disulfide isomerase activity; protein-disulfide reductase activity. Gene Ontology annotation, cellular component: endoplasmic reticulum lumen. Gene Ontology annotation, biological process: response to endoplasmic reticulum stress. Lineage: Eukaryota; Fungi; Ascomycota; Eurotiomycetes; Verrucariales; Verrucariaceae. The record is from RefSeq and is a predicted model, not a curated record. The transcript is spliced from 3 exons.
AUGCCUACAGUCAAGAACUCUCUGACAGUGUUGGCUUUUCUCUCAUUUGUCAACGCUGAUGCGAUCUAUACCAAGAAAUCACCUGUCUUGCAGGUCGACAGCAAAAGCUAUGAUAGCCUGAUCGCUGGUUCGAAUCAUACUUCGAUCGUUGAAUUCUACGCACCAUGGUGUGGGCAUUGUCAAAACCUCAAACCUACCUAUGAAGAAGCCGCGAAGUCCUUGGCUGGUCUUGCCAAAGUAGCGGCAGUCAAUUGCGACGAGGAUUCGAAUAAGCUGCUCUGUAGCCAGAUGGGCGUACAAGGAUUUCCUACGUUGAAGAUAAUCAAACCUGGUUCCAAGCCCGGUAGACCGAUAGUUGAAGAUUACCAGGGACCCCGAAAUGUGAAGGGCAUCGUUGGUGCCGUGGUGGACAAGAUACCAAACCAUGUGAAGAGACUACAAGAAAAAGAUUUAGAUGGAUGGCUCUCUACAAGUAACGAAACUACCAAGGCUAUUUUGUUUACAGAGAAAGGAACGACCAGUGCUAUUCUCCGUGCAAUAGCUAUUGACUUUCUUGGGAAAAUAAAUAUUGCGCAGAUUCGGAACAAGGAGACAGCAGCAGUUGAGAUGUUCGGCAUAUCAACAUUUCCAACAUUGGUUUUGCUUCCUGGCGGAGCAAAGGAUUCAUUGGUUUACGAUGGUGAAAUGAAAAAAGAACCCAUCGUCACCUUUUUGAGCCAGAUUGUCCCUCCAAAUCCAGACCCAGCUCCGGAGUCUACAAAAGCAUCAUCUUCUAGAAGGCCGAAGGCCACGAGACCAUCCUCUUCAUCCUCGUCCGCCUUUUCCGAGGCGUCAGCAUCCCACAAAUCUGCUGAAGCAUCAGAAGCUGCAGCGAGUGGUAGCACCAUUGUCCUGGAGGACUUUGAUGCAUCCGAAUCACCAAUGCCUAUCGUUCCUCCAUCCGAGACGCCCAUCACAGUGCCUGAUUCAACCCCUCCAUUACGGAGCUUGGUAACCCUGGCUGAUCUUAUCUUGAGUUGUCUUGAUCCCAAGAUUGGUACAUGUGUCAUGGCCCUGCUCCCAUCGCAAGUAGAUGCGGAUGCUACACCGCCGGAACCAGUCGCACAAGCAUUGAAGUCUCUUGCUUUGAUUGCUGAGAAGCAUGUUAAACGUAAAGCCAAGCUGUUUCCAUUUUAUGCGGUACCGGCGGAGAACGAAGCUACCGAGAAAUUAAGGGAUAAGCUCGGACUGAAGCCAGUAACGGAACUCGAGAUCAUUGCUAUGAAUACGAAAAGAGGUUGGUGGAGACGAUAUAGCGGCGAGAAUACUGAUGUCGUCUCAAUGGAGUCGUUUAUUGAUGCAAUUAAGUUAGGAGAUGGGAAGAAAGAGUCUCUGGAUGAGGGUGUCAUUCUGCAGCCAGCGGAAAAGGAGGCCGAUCACGAUGAGCUGUAG